AAACACCGCAGCAUUUCGAGCAGAACGUGAUCUCAUUUUUUACAGACCACUUGGAUUCCUUUAUUAUUAUUUGCAAUUGUGCAACAACGUUGAUAGUUUUGCCAGUAAUUUAAUUAGCUACCAGGAAGAAAGGAGACCGGAAGCAAAGUUCCUCUACCUAAACUGGUGAAACUGCGUGCUUUCAUUGGCUGGGGAAAAUCAACGUAAUUAACAGAUCAUUUGAACCGCUUUCUUCGUUUGUUUUUUAAACAAUAGAAGAAGAACCGUCGGGUGAACCUAUAUCAACGGUGAAAGAAGAUUCAAAAGUAUCUUGAUGAAAAUAAGAGUCAACUGAAGAAAUCGAAGAAGAACAAACACGGGAUUUUUCACGAAAAGUAGAUAGAAAGUCCACUAUUCUGUGAGAAAACUUCGACGAGGAUGGAUCUGGUUUACAUUCCUGAGGUCUUGACCUACGGCUUUUUCAGGGCUCCUCAAUACCGUGACUACGAGCAGCCCUGGAAUACAGAUUACUUCAGUUAUGAUAAAACAACACAAGCGCACUCGCAACGAUUACCGCAACAACAUCAUCAACAAAAGCUAUCAUCGAAGGAGAAUUGUUAUUUGUGUCGAGAAAAUAAAAGAAGAAGCCUAGCCGCUUAUAUCAGGGGAAAAUCGCGAAAGGGUUCUUGCCAUGAGAUCCAUGAAGAAGAAGAAGACGAUGUCGAUAGUAUUAAAGAAGAGAAUACAAGCAAUGAUCACACGUCGAAACAAAUAUUAAAAAAUGGUAAUGAACGUUCAGUGAUCAACGAUAAAAAUGAAAGAAAGUAAAGUGUUGUUUACGCAACGAUACCUUUUCUAACAAAUCGUGUGUAAAAAUAUACUGUUAAACUCAUAGGACAUAUUUUAUAUGUCGUAACUUUAGAAUUAUAACUAUUAUUUAUUUAGAAUAGGUAUUUUUAUAAAGAGUAACAUUUUCAAUUUACACCUGUAUCGAUAGUAGCUAUAGUAUCAUCACUUCAUGCAUAAGUAAUAACUUAUUUUCAUAUUUUAUGAUCACAUCUUACGGUCAAAUAUAUUUUGUUAAUGAAUAACAAACAAUAAAAUAAUUGUUUGAUUUAAUAGUA
This is a messenger RNA of Osmia lignaria (orchard mason bee), 1103 nucleotides long. RefSeq lists its product as uncharacterized. Lineage: Eukaryota; Metazoa; Arthropoda; Insecta; Hymenoptera; Megachilidae. The record is from RefSeq and is a predicted model, not a curated record.